GGGAAAGGAACUAGGCUUGUAAACCUCAAUCUAGAACGUUGCUGUGUAAAUUUCUGUGAUGAUACAGGAUUGGAUAAUACUAUCAUUGACGAUCCUAAAUCUGUCAAUUAUGGAUCCCAAGGUGGUCGGGUUUCAUUUAAAUCACUGGCUGACGGCACACCACGCACUGCGAGCAUUCUGUCUACUGCUCCUGAAGUUUGUAAAAGACUGAAGUACUCAGUCUCUCUUGAAAUAUCACAGUUUAGCGUUUGUCUCAACAAGGAUAAACACUCAACCCAAGUGGAACUUGAAAGAGCAAAAUCCAUCUACCAGGAGUAUCUGGAGGAGCAUAAGCCUUGUUCGAAUGUCACAUUGUUUGAUAUGCACAAUGCGAAGCUUGUACGUCGAUCUGGUGGUCUUAAUGAAAUUGAUGUCUGUUCUCUCUUCAGUGCUACUCAUAUUUCACUGGGUUGGGAACCUGACGUCCAUCUAUCUUUUUAUGAACUGUUUUUGCGGUUGAGAUCCCUGGUGUAUGCACAGAGGCAUAAUGGACCUGAAAGCGGGUGCGAUAAAGGCAUCUCUAGUGUGAAAGAUGGUGGCCCGAGUGAAAAAACAAAUCAGUCCAGUUCUGUUGACAAGCAGAAGAAAAAGGAAUCUAUGUUUGCUAUUGAUGUGGAAACGUUGACUAUAUCAGCUGAGGUAGGAGAUGGGGUGGAGGUUACGUUGGAGGCACAAUCAAUUUUUUCUGAGAAUGCCUGUAUAGGAGUGCUUCUUGAGGGGCUUAUGCUUGCUUUCAAUGGAUCUCGAGUAUUUAAAACUACAAGAAUGCAAAUAUCAAGAAUCCCUACUGCUUCUUUGAAUUUGUCUGAUUCAGUCCCUGUAAUGACAGGUGGUCCGUGGGACUGGGUUGUACAAGGGCUUGACAUGCAUAUUUGUAUGCCAUACAAACUACAGUUGCGUGCUAUAGAUGAUUCAAUUGAAGAGAUGUUGCGAGGCUUGAAACUUAUAUCU
Messenger RNA from Camelina sativa (false flax), 990 nucleotides. NCBI's taxonomy places the organism in Eukaryota, Viridiplantae, Streptophyta, Magnoliopsida, Brassicales, Brassicaceae. The record is from RefSeq and is a predicted model, not a curated record.